AUGUUUAAAAGCAAAAUAAACCUGGGCAAUAAAAACUUCCUCGGCAACAAGGACAGGAAAAAAUUAGCCGUAACGAUCAAGACGACAUUCAACUUGGAAAGUGACGAACAAGUGGAUGAAAUUUUAGACAAAGAAAACACAAGUAUCUGUAAAGUGCAAAAAACAAAAAUAACGAUAUACCUUUCGAAAAACAUCCCAGUUUUAUUCUCCAUCAAAAAUGACAUUUUUCCAACCGUGUACACAUUAUGGAAAUUCCCACAAAUAAUUCCUUGUUUUGUAAUUUAUCCACCUGCAUCUGAAUUCUUGCUAAAGGGGGCGGAUUUAAUGAUUCCAGGUAUAUGCAAAGAUAUUGACGAUGUAGAAAAAUUAAAAGAAGGAAAUAUAUGGGGAGUUCGAGUUUUUAAUAACCCACAUAUAUUUGCCGUUGGCUAUUGCGUAGUUGACUAUGAUAAUAAUAAUUAUUUUUAUGAUUUAAAAGGAAAGUGUUUAAAAAUUGUUCAUAUAUUUAAUGAUGAAUUGUGGAAAUUAGGUUCACAAACAGUUCCCCAUAGUAGCUUUCAGAAUAAAAUUAUUGAUUCGGUGGAAAAUGUCAUAGACAAUUUUGAUGAUUUUAAAGUAUAUGAUGAAAAUAAAGGGAAAAAAAAAACAAAAUCGAAAAAUAAACAACGGGAAGAUAAAAAAAAAAAUUAUCACAAUGGUUGUAGUAAUGCUAAAUGUGGCCCUCAGCAUGUGCAUAAUCACGACCACGAGGAUGAGGAAGAUGGGCAAGACAAUGAUGAGGAAGAUGGACACGAAGAUUUCCAAGACGAUUUCCAAGACGAUUUCCAAGACGAUUUCCAAGACGAUUUCCAAGAUGAUUACCAAGACGAUUGCCAAGAAGAUUGCCAAGAAGAUUGCCAGGACGAUGGACGUUAUAGAGCAUUUACUGAUGAUGAAAGUGAACACGAGAAACAUAAUGGUAGAGAUGAAAAAAACGUUCAAUUAAUGGAAAAUAAAUCCAAACCGAAAAGCACAAAUGAAAAAAGCCUAGUAAACUUUUAUAAACACUUCAAUGUAAUAUUAUCUAAAAGGAGUCUUCCAAAAGGGGGAACGCUUCCAGCUAGUGGCAAAAGUGUUAACAAGAAAAUAACAAACUCAAGUCAAGAAAAAAAAAAAAAAAUAGAAACUUUUCAGAUAAAGAAGGACCCCUCAAAUGAAAUAGCCAAAAAAAAGUGUUCAGUUGACCUCGAUUCAAUAGACCAGAAUUAUUUACAUCUAAACACAACUAGUGAUGCAAAAAGGGAAAAACAAAAGAAUCAAAGCUUGGUUGAUAGCUAUGGAACUGAACAAGAGAAAGAAGAGGUACUAAAAAAAGCGAUAGAUCAUACUCAUAACAAAACAGACAUAAUGAAUAAGUGGGAAGAAUUUUCAGAAGAAGAAACUUUACAAACUAACAAAGAAGAUAAAACAGAUGCAAGUAAAAAUGAAGGGAAUAAUAUAAUAGAAUCAGAAAAGAUAAAAAAUUCCCACGAUGAAAAAUCAAGUGAAUCAUCCUUAGUAGAUGAUGUUAACGUAAACGUGACACACAAAACUAGUGAAAAUAAUAUAUUCGAACUAAGCAGUGAACAACAAGAUUUGUUACUAUUAUACCUCUUUCUGGAAGUAGUACAAUCAUUGAAUGAUGAUCAUUUACCAUUAGAAGUAUCAGCAAUAUACAGUAAAAUGUCUAAAGAAUUUUUAUACGUUCAUCGAAAUGAAACUUUUCUGAGUGAGUUACAAAAACGUGAUGUAUCUCUUGACAUUAUAAAUAAAAUAAAAAAAAAAGAAUUGAAGAUUGAAUUAGAUGUGAAAAAAUCCACACAUAAGAAAAUCAUUAAAUUCAUUCAGUAUUGCUCAAAAAUGAAACUAAUAAAGAUAAAAGAAAACAGAAAUAUUGUAUCCGUUGUCAAUAUACGUAAGGGAAGUUCUAUCAUCUCAUCGUACAAACCCAUGACUAUUGAUGAGAAAAAAAAGUGCGAAAUAGGAGAAGGAGAUCAAAAUGGUUUACCUGUAAGGAGUGAAAUGGACAAGGUAUUAAAAAAUAACCAACAAGACAAAAGUGGAAGAAACGAAUUGACUAAUAAAGGUGCCCAAGUAUUGGAGUUUUACAUUCCAACAUCCAAAACGGUUAACAUAUUCAAAUGCGUUGAUAAGACAGCAGGAAAAAAUUCCUACUACAAUAUUAAUCAACUAAAAGACAUAUUAAAAUCGUAUGUACAGAAUCAGAAUUUACAAAACAGUAAAGAAAAUAAUCUCGUAAAGUUAAACGAUGAAUUACGCAACUUUUUGAAUCCUACAAACGAAUCUUCCUUUAUAGCUUAUGAAUCCCUUCUAAAUCAUUUCAUUUCGAUUCAACAACCAUGCUAUGCAAUAGUAAAAGAAGGUGCCAAUUUUGACGUAGAUCCAAUUAAAGUAACAAAAGGGAAAUGCCCAUCCAUUCAUAUCUACGCAGUUGCAAGAAUGAAAGGGAAAAAAUAUGUAACACAUAUAACCAAUUUGUUACUUUUUCAUGUGGAUCUUAACAAAUUCUCAGAACACAUUCAAAAAUUGCUAGCUUGUUCAUGUUCUAUUAUCAUUUCUCCUUCUACAAAAAAAGAGGAAGUCCUUGUUCAGGGAAAUGUUGUAAAUUUGAUACAUGACAUUUUAGUUACGAAUUAUAGCCUCCCAAGGAAGUAUAUUGUGCUUAAUUCGAAGUAA
Molecule: messenger RNA, 2715 nt
Organism: Plasmodium gonderi
Lineage: Eukaryota; Apicomplexa; Aconoidasida; Haemosporida; Plasmodiidae
Exons: 2
Coding region: 1-2715 (904 amino acids)
Biological process (GO): translational initiation; formation of translation preinitiation complex
Molecular function (GO): translation initiation factor activity
Source: RefSeq, a predicted model, not a curated record